GUAUGAAUAGUUAUAUCUGUAUUGUACUUUGAUGCCAAUCUGCAUAUGCAUUGAAAUAGAAAAUGUCUAACAUGGAUCGCUAUGGUUUUGCUUUAUACCUUUAUUUCAAAAUUCAUGUAUGCAUUCUACUUUGCUGUUAUAGUCAUGGAAAAGAAUUCACUGGACCAAACGUUUGCUGGAAGAAGAUUAAUGAACAGAAUAUCCAAUACUGUUGCUUGACCUAUUACUAUGACAACGGAAAAUGCAAAGCAUGUAACCCAGGAAGUACAUCGUUAGAUGGCAUAACGUGUGUUCCUUGUCCUCCUAAUACAUACGGAGAAAUAUGUAAAUAUAAAUGCAAUUGCAGUUUGACACAAAAAUGUGAUCGUCAGUAUGGCUGCAUCGACAUUUCUUCAGCAGUAAUAAUGUCCAGUACAGAGGAAUACAGUUACAUUCAUCACUUGAAUGCAACUUACAGCGGAUUCAAACGAAGUGAAAGUAGUACCGCAAUUUUCUUCUCUACAGAACAAAAACAAACAAAGGACACACAGAAAAAUACAGAUGCAAACACAACAUUUAUUUAUUAUCUGGUGGUAGCAGGUGGUUUAGUUGGUUGGCUUGUAUUUUGUUACGCCGCGGUGAGAUUAGUUUGCAAGAACAUAAAGCGAGAAAGACCAUCUCGUCAACUGCUUUCUCCUCCGACUGAAGUAAGCGCUGUUGAAAUGCCACUACCAGUGGUACCCAAUGAAAGUAUCUAUAAUGAAAUAGAAGACGAAAUAGAAGAAGUUCCGUCUUCAUAUUUAACAGCUCGCCAUUCACGGUCUUACUUGAGUGUGAAAGACGACAGUGAAAAGUCUCUUAACAGCUCGACCACGGAAACCAAUUUCCUUUGUGAAGCUAGUGUGUCCCCUCAGAAAGACGAAGACUUAGAACCCGCUGAUGCUCUAUCCGACAAUAGCCAGGAGUCUUUUGAUGAAUGUAAUGCAAACAAAAAUGAAGAUUACCUACAUCCAUACACGACAUUACAAGCUGACAAAAAUUCAUGUUCAUAUACCAACUAAAUAUAUUCAUACCUUGUGAAAUCAAUGGUUUAACAGAUUAAAACUGAACUUAGGUACAUAAAUGUAAAAGGAAAUUGUGAUUUUUAAAAGCAGCGUGUCUCAUGACAAACGCAAUUUUGAUAGUCAAUUUAGUGUUAAAGUAAUAUCAAAGUAAUAUUUACGAAUAAAACCACUUUCCUUUGAACAAUACGUAUUUUCGAAAAACCUUCAUUCUUUUUUAACUCUAUUCACAUCUGAUAACCUAUGAGACGCGGAUUUAGUCAAAAUUAUUGUGUUGAAAGAGCUCCUGAAAUAUUGCAGGAGCUCCAUAAUUUCAGGAUAUCCUUAAAUCGAAUCGUGGAGGUCCUGAAAUCGAAUUAUGGAGGUCCUAAAAUCAAAUUAUGGAGGUUUUGAAGUAUUUCACGAGAUCCUCAAUGAUUUAUGGAUAUCCUGCAUUCGGAUUAUGGAAGUCCUGAAAUAUUUCAGGAGCUCCUUAAAUCCACACCUUACAAGAACCACAUAUCCACUGUUUUAUCAAUUAGAACAGUUUCUUCUUUAUGGAUGACAGACGCAGUGCUGUAGUAGUUUCCUGUCCGCUCGGGAGAAUUCUUUUAUUAAAGAAUAACACCAAGCUAAAAACAACAAUACUGAAGAUAUUCAAAAUGAUGGAUAAAAGUUAAAAGGCGUUGUCAUUGCGUAUGGUUUAGGGUUGGAGAUGUGUUUAGGGUUUACGAUAUUAAACAAUUGAUUUUAUGAUGGGUGGGGCAUUUCCCCUGGGGAACUGAAAAACUCUUAAGACAAUUAAGAAUAUAUAUGGUUUCGGGUUGGGGAUCUGAACCAUUUUUUUUAGACAUUUAACAAUCAAAUUCAAAUUCUUUACUACCAUGAACUUUAAAGUUCAUUGGUGUCAAUAUAAAUUGCAAAUUUAACAAGUAAAUAGACAGAGAAUGUUCAUGUUAUAAUGUUGUCUCUGAUUUUAAAUGCAGUAAAAAUGUAUUUUCCUGAAUUGGUUAACUGUUUGGUGUUCUUUGUACUAAAAAGUUCAAUAAAUUUAAAAAUACUUGGCAUAAACCAGUUAUAUUUCUUGAUGUAUUUUGCUCCUAGUUCCUUAUAUUUCGGACACACUAAGAUAAAAUGGAAUUCUUCUUCAAUACACUGACGACAAAUUGUACACAUACGACGUGACAAUUCGAUGCUUUGGUAGCGUCCAGUUUCAACUGAUAGCGUAUGAGAAGAAAGUCUCUUUAGAAAAGUACUUUUCCGAACAAAGUAUAGGAACAUACAUCGUCAGAUAAAAUUGUAAAAUUAAAGCUAUUUAUAAUGUGUUUAUAUAUAAUACACUUGUUACUAUUAUCAAUUAACCAUACAUCUUCAGUUUAUUAAUGGCUGAACGUCGUUGCUUCAUAACGAAAAUCAAUCGCAAAUAUGAGCUCUGACUGUUUGAACCACAUAUCUAUUAUAUAGUAAUAACUGGAACAAAUAACUUUUAAUAGUUUUUAAAACCUGGAAUUUACAAUGCCAACAGAAGAAAGAAAUCAACUACAGAUGGAUAUAAACUUUAUUUGGUGAUAACCUGCAACAGAAAAUAUUAUUGACUUUAUGAACAUUAAUUCGAACUGCACAUAUUGUAACAUUUGUAUCUUUUAACUUUUUCCAUUUUGUUUGGCAAGUGACCCUUUCCACUUAUUUACCAAACUCGUUUUACUUGAUAACAUAUUUUUUAAAGAUCGUAAGGGGUCUGGCAUAAAUAUUCAUAUACCUGAAAUUAUAUUUCAACCCAUUAUAAGUCCUGAAAGUGUCUAAGUAAGGAAAUAUUUAAGAUUUUACUGUCGGUCAAAACCAUGUUUCUCGUUUCUCUGUGAAGAGCCAUUUUACUGAUCAUGUGACCGCAGUAGGAAAUAUUUUUGUCGUUGUAACGUUAUACCUUAAAUAUCAAAAGUAGUCUUUAAGAGUAAGAAAUAAGGCAUUGUAGUAAAAAUUUUAUUAAAGCUUCAAUGUUUAUACCUGUAAAAGAAUAGUUUAUAGGAAUUAUAUUGUUAACCAGUUUACCGCUGGAAUUUAAUAUAAGUACUCCCGUCGUCUGCUAGUGCUACGCACUGCUAGAACUUGGAAACAAGUCUAGUUACAAAGUUUUAAGCUUCUAACUAUAAACUUUAAUAAAGGAAAAGUUAAGACUAAGUCCAAUCUCUUUGAUAAUUCAUGGACAGGCAUUUUAAUGUCCAUUUUGUAUAUAAUUUCUUAAUGUGCAGGUUUUCCUGUCAGGCUCCUAUUUUGUCCGACAUUUUCCUGUCAGUCCCUGGCUAUAUCCCUUAUUUUCGAUUGGCUUUCAGGGAUCUCCAAAUAGUAUAAAUAGGGCUCUGCUCAGUGAAAUGGCGGAUAACUUGUUAGCUCAAGCCUUACUAGUAAGCUUAACCAUCUUCUUGAAAGUUUAUCAUUACUAGACCAAUUCCAAACAGAAAAGCCAAGCAGGUUAAUAUACUUUAAUUCAUUAUGAUAAGAUGAAGUAUUUCUAAGGAAAAGUAAAUGUAGCAGCAGUUAUCCCCCACCACACUGAGUGACCUAAAUGUCCCGAAAAUGAUUACUAACUAAGGCGUCUGCAUUUGUGUAUAUAUAUAUAUA
Mytilus californianus (California mussel) is the source of this 3638-nucleotide messenger RNA. RefSeq lists its product as uncharacterized. The record is from RefSeq and is a predicted model, not a curated record. Lineage: Eukaryota; Metazoa; Mollusca; Bivalvia; Mytilida; Mytilidae. The coding region runs from base 63 to 1040 and encodes 325 amino acids. The transcript has 6 exons.